AUGGAUUUGAAUAAUCCCAUUUUCUUCAAGGAAAGAGGCAAUAGCUUCCAAAGAAGUGGUUUUCGGACCGAAAAUAGGCGCAAAACGAGAAAAACUAGUAGCUCUACUGUAGAAGAUAGUCCUGUGGGUGAAACUCAUCAAACAGUGACAGGUUCAAGUUAUAACCAUAUAAUGUUUGAGAAGGUGACCAUAUUACUAACGCAGUUGCUUGUAUUGAUAUCAUCAGUUGCUAGCUUUGGAAAAAAGAUAUACCAGGAGAGAUUUGUAGGAGAGAACACUGUUGCAAUAGAGAGUGGUGGAUCUGGAACUUACACAGCUAACACGAAGAAGGGAAAAGAAGCUGGAGCCAAAGUUUCUGCUGAAAAACAUUCCAAUCUGGCUAAAUAUGUAACAAAUCCAGUAGAUGAUGAAAGAAUGUCUACUAAAUUAUAUAACGAUAGUCCUUCAUUGGACUUGAUUUCGAUCUUAUGUCCAGAUCUCAAUGCUUCGGACUCGGAGGAAAGUGAGUCCGAUGGUAAACAAUACGGAACUAGAAUCAAGUUGGUGAGGAAAAGAAGGACUACAGAAGUAAUAACCAACGAGUCUAUAGUUGAAGAUAUUCUUUCUCAGCAACCAAAAACUCCUUCUCCACGCUCUUCACUCACUACUUCUUCUGUUGAUUCCUCAAUCGUAUUCGAUACCAGCAGCAUCUACCCUUCAACUCCUAGCAAAAGGUCAGCGCAGCUCCAACCCCAGCAACAACCACAAUCUCCGGUCCAAAGUCCAAAUUCAUAUGAUGCUGCAGUGGCUCGAUACUACCUUCCUAGUAUUCCACCAAAACAUCACUCCCUCGUAGAUUCCCUCUUGUCUUCGUUCAAGCCAACGGAAAACUGGCUCUUUGACUUGAAGCGGAAACAAGAGCUCAUCACUAAGGAAAGAAUAUCGUCCACGUCUCUCAUAGAGCCACUAACUGUGGAGCAGCUAGCUAAAAUAAAGAAAGUGUGGAACUCGUCCAACCUCUCGAUUGUUGUCUCGUCAGCAUUCCAGAUUGAUAUUACAUGUAGAGACCUUCAGACCCUUUGCGAUGGGCUGUGGCUCAAUGACAAUGUAAUUGACUUCUACCUGAGUCUCAUCACGAAUGAUAAGCCUUCAGUAUUCUGCUGGACAACUCAUUUCUUCACAACCUUACAGUCCAAGGGAUACACUGGAGUUGCACGCUGGGCCAAGCGUAAGAAGUUGGAUGUGACUCAAAUGGAAUUAGUAUUGGUGCCUAUAAAUAUAAUGGGAACGCACUGGGCUUUGGCCGCAGUUGAUAAUAAGCUAAAAGAAUUCCAAUACUACGACUCCCUCUCAUCCCUGGGUAACUUGAAAGCGCUUCAAAUCUUGAAAACGUACAUGCAAGAAGAGGGUAAAAGAUUAAACUCAUCCAUCGACUUCAAUGAAUAUAAACUUGUCCCGCUUAUGGACUCUCCUCAACAGCUGAAUGGGUACGAUUGUGGAGUGUUUACCUGUACUUCUGCAUUUUUCGUUUCCGGGCGAAAGCCAUUAAAUUUUAGUCAAAAGGACAUGAAACUUUUAAGAAGAAAGAUGGCAUAUGAGAUCCUUACAAAAGAAUUAUUAUAA
Molecule: messenger RNA, 1602 nt
Organism: Dujonia railenensis
Lineage: Eukaryota; Fungi; Ascomycota; Pichiomycetes; Serinales; Debaryomycetaceae
Source: the annotation of a GenBank genome assembly